This is a messenger RNA of Pteropus alecto (black flying fox), 3060 nucleotides long. It is a transcript of the gene PARPBP, whose product is annotated as PARP1 binding protein. The transcript has 11 exons. Gene Ontology annotation, biological process: negative regulation of double-strand break repair via homologous recombination. The record is from RefSeq and is a predicted model, not a curated record. Bases 103 to 1842 code for a protein of 579 amino acids. Gene Ontology annotation, cellular component: chromatin. NCBI's taxonomy places the organism in Eukaryota, Metazoa, Chordata, Mammalia, Chiroptera, Pteropodidae.
UUUAAAAUGUAACCGGAAACGACUUGAACAGCAGAGACUGCAGCUGGGUGGGACCUUACUUCAGUUGAGUGUGCAGCACUGGGGUCUUCCCCAAGCCAGAGGAUGGCUGUGUUUAAUCAGAAGUCUGUUUUGGAUAUGAUUAAAGAGUUCAGAAGGAAUUGGCAUACUCUUUGUGACUCUGAGAGAACUACUGUAUGUGGUGCAGACUCCAUGCUCUUGGCAUUGCAGCUUUCCAUGGCAGAGAAUAACAAACAGCAUGGUGGAGAAUUUACAGCUUCUCUGAGUGAUGUCUUAUUGACCUGGAAAUACUUACUACAUGAGAAAUUGAACCUACCAGUUGAAAAUAUGGGAACGAUUGACCAUUAUGAGGACAUUAGGAGGACUUACGAUGGUUUUUUAAAGAAUAGUAAUAUGUUAGAUCUUAUCGAUGUUUAUAAGAAAUGUAGUGUUUUGACUUCUAAUUGUGAAAAUAAUGCCAACGUAUCUCCUAGUCAACUACGGGAUUUUCUGUCUGGUAGACAGUAUGCAAUAGAUGAUGAAGCCGAUCUUUAUGUACCGACAUCACCAAUGAGUCAACACAACCAGGAUAACAAAAAGGUGAAGUUACUAGCAAAGAAAAUUAUUUGCUCAUAUUUAAACCUGCUAGUGAAUUCAAAGAAUGAUUUGGCUCUGGCUCAUAUUCUCAAUAUUCCUGAUAGAGGACUUGGAAGAGAAGCCUUCACUGAUUUGAAACAUGCUGCUCGAGAGAAACAGAUGUCUAUCUUUUUGGUGGCCACAUCAUUUAUUAGAACAAUAGAGCUUGGAGGUAAAGGAUAUGCACCGUCACUAUCUGAUCCUUUAAGGACACAUGUAAAAGGAUUGUCUAAUUUUAUUAAUUUCAUUGACAAAUUAGAUGAGAUUCUUGGAGAAAUAUCAAAUCCAAGCAUUGCAGGGGGUCGGAUACUCUCAGUGAUAAAGAUGCAGUUGAUUAAAGGCCAGAACAGCAGGGAUCCUUUUUGUAAAGCAGUAGAAGAAGUUGCUCAGGAUUUGGAUUUGAGGAUUAAAAAUGUUAUCAGUUCUCAACAAGGAGAUGUAGCUGUUAGCACCACUGACAUCAGUCCUGCCCGGCCAAAAUCUUAUGCCAUAAAUCAUGGCACAGCAUAUUGUGGCAGAGAUACUGUGAAAGCUUUACUAGUUCUUUUGGAUGAAGAAGCUGCCAGUGCUCCUACCAACAACAAAGCAGAGCUUUUAUAUGAUGAUGAAGACGCAAGUCAUUAUAAUGGAACUUCUAUUCUUACACUUUUUAGAUCUCCAAAACAAGUGAAUAAUUCAUCGAUGAAACCCCUAAGAGAACGCAUCCAUAAGUCAAUGCAAGAGAAAAAACUUGAGAUGAAGCAAACCUUAAUUAGAUCCCAGUUUUCUUGUACUUACAAAGAUGACUGCCUGACAAGCAGGAAUACAUGGAACAAUGUUAAUUCAGCAUCAAAGCCAUUGUGUGUUCCUCACAUGGAAAAUGACCUUUCUGAAGGUGUCAAUUCUUCUGUUGGAAGACCAAUAGUUGGAACAAGAUCUGGAAAUGUUCAUCCGGACAGAAGUAAAAAUGAAAAAGUAGAAAGAAAAUCAAGUAGUCAAACAGGAAAUAAAAGCUCAAAAAGGAAACAGGUGGAUUUAGAUGAUGAAAAUAUUCUCUGUGAUAAUGGAAAUGAACUACGUCGACAUAAAAAUGUUAAGUUACCUAAGACAUCAAACGAUUUGCAGAAUAAAUUGGAUGGCAAACUAGCCAGAGGAGCAAAAAACCAGUGUACCGCCAAGGACAAAUUGAUUACUGGCCAGACAAAGUUAACUCAGUUUUUUAGACUGUGAAUUUGCUUUUAUGUGCUUUAGAUUUAUGUACAUAUAAAAACAUCCAUCAAAGACAUUUACCCAAUUUUUAAGAGAUGGUAUAAAUUAUGAUGCCUUAUUAUGUAAGCUUAGUAUGUUAAGCAUUGUUUAAAAAAUACCACUAAGUCAUAAUUAUGCAGAAUAUUCACAAAGUUUAAUGCACAGAUAAAGCAUAUCAUUUAGAUUACUGAUAUCUCUGAAUACUACUUUUAAAACAGACAUUUAAAAUAAUACAAGUCAUAGGAACAUUAAGGGCUUUUUCCCCCACAGGCAAUCAAGUGAUUUUGUUUUCUUCUGAAAAGAUGAUGUGGGCCAACAGGUAUCAUCAGACUUGCCAGCACGGUCGGUAGACUCUCCCCAGCAUGCAUCUGAGCACUGAAGGAAAAAAAAAAGUUUAAAUUGUUUAAAGGACUGUUAUUAUCACACAAAAUUUACUAGAACUAAAAGACUGAAUCAAGUGUAUCUAAUUCUGAGGAAAUAAAAAGUAUAAUAACUAAUUACAUGAUUUUUAAUUCCACAUAUUUGGCAGGGAUUACUUAAUAUCAAGUGUAAUUGAACCAUGUUCUUAUUUAAUUUUAUGAUUGGAUUUAAAUUCAGUUAAACUCAGAUUUCUGUUUUAUGGUUUUAAGAUAUAAGAAUUGAAUUUUAAAGGACUACUCACUGUCAAAAUCUCUCCUUCCUAUAGGAAAUUUAGCUGAGUUUUCUUCAUCCCCCAUUUCUCUCUUUUCUUGUGUUGAUUCAGUAUUCUGAACUCCAUUCUCAGCUGGAAAAGCUACAGAUCCUUUUAGUGCAAGAUAAGGUUUUCCAGCCAGAUUCAGUGGCAGACCAUGAUUUAAGAAAUUAUGUUUGGAGCCUGCGUUCUGUAAAGAAAAGGUUUAUUUGUGUUUUAGCUGUCUUUUUGGGAAUGGUAAUAUAAUACAGAUACAUAAUGUUCUUAUUGAUCAAUUCAAAAGUGCUCUGCACUGAUUUGCCUUUUUAAAAAUACCUUAGAUAUAAAGUUUUUUUUGAGACAAAAACCUUUUGGAAAGGAGUUGUCCAAAAACAAUCUGGUAUGUAUGGAAUUUCAUCAGUCUUAAUGUAUAUUGUGAGUAUUUGCACAUAGCUUCUGUUUAUAAAAGUAUUGACUUUCAUAUGGUUCACAAAAAUCAUUCAAAUAUCCAUUGAAAUAAAGGGCAAGUCAUAUUGCCACUUACCUUUGAA